This is a messenger RNA of Nestor notabilis (Kea), 789 nucleotides long. RefSeq names its product ankyrin repeat and SOCS box containing 8 (gene ASB8). Gene Ontology annotation, molecular function: protein binding. Gene Ontology annotation, biological process: intracellular signal transduction. The record is from RefSeq and is a predicted model, not a curated record. Bases 26 to 745 code for a protein of 239 amino acids. Lineage: Eukaryota; Metazoa; Chordata; Aves; Psittaciformes; Psittacidae. The transcript is spliced from 2 exons.
CCUGCAGGGUGCAGAUGUGAACUGCAUGCACGGGACGCUGAAGCCGCUGCACUGCGCCUGCAUGGUGGCUGAUGCCGACUGCGUCGAGCUGCUGCUGCAGAAGGGAGCAGAGGUGAACGCUCUGGAUGGCUACAACCGAACAGCCCUUCACUACGCCGCGGAGAAGGACGAAACGUGCGUGGAAAUCCUCUUGGAAUACGGAGCCAACCCCAACGCCCUGGACGGGAACAAGGACACCCCGUUGCACUGGGCAGCCUUCAAGAACAACGCGGAGUGUGUGCGGGCGCUGCUGGAGAACGGGGCCCUGGUGAAUGCCCUCGACUACAACAACGACACGCCGCUGAGCUGGGCUGCCAUGAAGGGCAACCUGGAGAGUGUCAGCGUCCUGCUGGACUUCGGUGCCGAGGUGCGUGUGGUGAACCUCAAAGGGCAAACCCCCAUCUCCCGCCUGGUGGCUCUGCUGGUUCGGGGCUUGGGGACGGAGCGGGAGGAUUCCUGCUUCGAUCUUCUGCACCGAGCUAUCGGACACUUCGAGCUGAGGAAAAAUGGGAGCAUGCCCUGGGAGGUGACCAGGGACCAGCAGCUCUGCCAGAAGCUCACCCUGCUCUGCUCGGCCCCGGGGACGCUGCAGACGCUGUCGCGAUACGCCGUGCGCCGCAGCCUGGGCGUGCGGUUCCUGCCCGAGGCCGUGAAGCAGCUCCCUCUGCCCACCUGCCUCAAGGAGUACGUGCUGCUGCUCAGCUGAGCUGGGACUGAAGGAUGAGGAUGGUUUGGGACCCGCGGGUGCUG